GGGGAUGAACCACUUGAUAAUUACCUGUUCUGUUCAUUCCUUCUGAAGCACCUGGCACUGGCCACUGUCGGAAGACAGGAUACUGGGCUAGAUGGACCUUUGGUCUGACCCAGUAUGGUCGUUCUAACGUUCUUAUUUGUGUUUUGGGAAGCCAGUAGUCAAGGUCUAUUUUUUUUAAUGGGUUGGCAUUCAUUAAACUGUUUACAAUUCAGAUUACUUAGCCAUGUUUGUUAUAUUUCAAAUGUCCUCCAUACAGUGUCUUCAGUGUUCUGCUUACAAGAUGGUUGUGAACCAUUCAGCAUGUGUCAGGCUAAUGGGGUUUCUCUAGUUUCUCGGAAUGACUCUUUUGUUACCAUUAAGGAGGCAUUUUGUUCCCAGUGGGGUGAGGUGAUUGCCCUCUGGUCUAAAAAGGCAGAACACUCUCUGUCACCAUCCAAAUAGCUGCUUAAGCUGUUAAACGCUUAUUUUCCCCCUUCCGUUUGGUAUAAUAGUGGUAAUGUUAAUAGAAUGCACUUUUGCUCUCCCCAAAAGUCUGUAACCACAUCAAAAAUUAAUGUCUGCUUUCCCUUGGCAUCCAUUCUCCAGCCUUAUUGACAGCUAACAGAGCACCAACUUCCAUUCUGUAAUAGUUAAACAGCACAUUAGUCUAAGCUAAUUAAAUUUCUCCCUUUCCCCAAGCCCUUUUCUAAUGAAGAAUGACACGGCUUGGAGGAGGAGGAAAUUUUUAGUUGCAUUGUGAUCACUUAACUUUGAGGUACCAGAUAUGAAGGCAAUGGAGAGUAAAAACAUACGCACAGCAGAUCUUCAGAUCUAAUCUUUAGCCAUUUUUCCAAAGGUACCUAUGCGGUCUGUGUCGUUUACACUGUGGCAGCAGUUGUACAGCUUUUCUUGCCAAUAAAGUAUAAUUGAACUGGAUUUGUAGCUCUGCUCUUUAGGCUGUGUAUGCUUAGGGCGGCGUAUAGAGUCCUUACGCUGCAUGUCCCCCUAGCACGGGUAUGAAUGACAAUAUAAAGGUGAGGCACUGCUUAGCCAAGUAGAGUAACAACAAAUCAGAACCUUAGGGUAUAUAGCCUAUAUGGCUCUACCUGCUCACGCUCUGCCUCCCCAAACUUUGCUGUUAUUUUUAGCCGUGUAGUGUCCUGCUGCCUCCCUGCUUCUGGAGCCUUUCCCUGCCACAGUGAAAGGCUGUAUACUGCUGUGUGUAGCUAUAUGUACCAUACACGCCACCAGCAGUGCAGACGAGGCCUUAGUUAAAUUAAAUGGUAAUGGUUGUUAUUUGUAUUUCAGUAGCUCUGGCGGCUCUAACUGAGAUCAGGGCCCCAUGGGACUAGGUGCUGGGGACACACAUAAUGAGAGAGCAAAAAGUUUGCAGUCUAAACGAGUAAGACAGACAAAGAGUGAGGAGGGGAAACGGAGCCACAGAGAAGUGAAGUGACUUGCCUAAGGUUACAAAACGGGGCAGUGACAGAGCCCAGGUUUUCGAACGCCCAGUCUAUCACCUACACCAUGGUGCCUCCCAUUAUAAAUACAAAUGCUUAUAUUUUAAUUUGGACUUAAUGAUUUCCUGUGCUUGUUCUUUUAAGACUUUCUACAGGCUUGCUUUGGAUAUCGUAGUCAUGAACAAGGUGUGCAAGAUAUUCCGGAAGGGACUGAUGGGGUUCAGGGGAUUUCAGUUCAUUGAUAUGACUGCCCAGGAAUCCCUGACCUUUGGUAUGGAAGAAGACAAGAAAUAUACCAAACUGUCCUUCGACCACAAUGAGUUCAAGAUCAGAAAGGAUCACUUUCCUCUCAAGGCAAUCCAGAUAACCAAGAAGAAACCAGAAUGGAGAACUGAGAAGGAAAUAAAGCUGUUACGAAGCUGGUUGCAGUUUGUGGAAAGCUACCGAAAAUAUAGCCUGAAUCUGCAGUUGCUUCUGGCUAAAGUGAUUCGCUUUGAACGGUUUGGACGCAGGAGAGUCAUCAUAAAGAAGGGGCACUGUGGCAACAGUUUCUACUUCAUCUACUUUGGUACUGUUGCCAUUACUGAAGAUGAGGAUGGGAGCAGUGCCUUUACUGACCCAGAUCCAACUUUGCUUCGGAAAGGUGCUGGAUUUGGGGGAAAAUGUGAAGUUUUACGUCUGGUUGAUCUCACUACUUGCCCAUCCUAUCACAAGUGGAUCAGUCAGCAAAUGGAUUUUCCCAAACUCAGUCCUUAUUACUCUGUGGAGACUGACAUCACAGGCAGAAAAAGAUUCAAUAAUUUUAUGUGGAAGUCCUUUCCUGUGCAGGAUCUGAGUAAUCUGAAAUCGAUGUAUGUCCCACCUUUAAAUCCUCAGAAGGAUGAAAAUUUCGAAAGGCAAUACCUGGCUUUAAAUAGGAAAUAUAAAAAUGCACACACAAAGCUGGAGAAAAAGGACAGAGGUGACAGCAGAAGAUAUGAUGACUUCAGUGAUGAUGAGAAAGAAGUCGUUCAGAAAGAAAUAUCAGGGUUGUUCCGGAAGAAGCUAACUGUUCUCACACCACAUGGAGAGAUACCCACUGCUGUUGCCACAGCAAUUUAUACUAGGGUCGAUGAAGUGCAUAAAGGGGAACUCCUGGGGAUAAGCCAGCAUCUUCUACCUGAAGAUAAGCAAGAUAAUCGGAGCAUGGUUUUGGUCAGUCAGGGAGCUCAGGUCAUUCGGUUGAAAAAGGAGAAGUUUGAGGAAUUAGCAGAUCAUACAACAAUAAUGAAAUUACACCAAUUACAGCCGAAAUAUCCCAGUGAUGAUGAGCUGUGUCAAAGCUUUCUGGAACAGAACCACUGGAAAAUAUUCAAGAAAGAUCUGAUGAAUCUUUUCCUGGAGCGAAAACUCAUGAUGAUGGCGGCAAGUUCUCAGCAUGUGAAGCCCAAGAAAGAUAUUUAUAAUUCCUGGAGUGUGAAUCAAGCAGGUAUUCUAGACCUGACCACUACCCACCAUCAUCUUCCAACAGGCAUUCAAGGACUACAGCGCAGAUAUGUCCCUGUCCACAUAGGACAGGGAAAGGAUUCGGAGGGCCUGCCAAAUAUUGAGCUAAGAUUGAUUCAUGGCAUUGCUGUACCACGGCCUAGUUUGAAAGGAUUGUUUUAGUGAGUUUGAGGAAAUUAGGCUGGCAGGUUUAACAGCACAGACGCAG
This is a messenger RNA of Chelonia mydas (Green sea turtle), 3132 nucleotides long. RefSeq names its product cyclic nucleotide binding domain containing 2 (gene CNBD2). Lineage: Eukaryota; Metazoa; Chordata; Testudines; Cheloniidae. The coding region runs from base 1557 to 3086 and encodes 509 amino acids. Gene Ontology annotation, biological process: spermatogenesis. Gene Ontology annotation, molecular function: cAMP binding. The transcript is spliced from 9 exons. The record is from RefSeq and is a predicted model, not a curated record.